AGAUCAAACCAACAACCACAACACAAACAAGGAAAUCAAAAUGAACAAUCCGCUUGGUUACUUGUCUUUUCAAGAUCGCUGAAUUCACCAUAAAAACAAAUUGAUAUAGAUGUUAAAGAAUUAUGACAGAAAUAAAGAGCUGCGGGCCGCUUUGCCAGCAUCCUAGUUGCUGGAAUGAUGAAAAAGAUCGGAUGAUCGAAGCACUCAAAAGAUUAUAUGAAGGUGAAAUAAAGACGACAGGCGCGCAAGACGACUUCGAAGCAACAGUCAAAACAUUGAAUGCUGGAAUUGUGCAAGAGCCGUUACCAACUUUGAAAAUAGUUAAUGUUUUUGAGAAUGAUGAAGAUGACCAAUAUGAUGUUAAUUUGGAUAGAUCAUCAUACUACCUCCAUUUGCUUAGUUCUACUAAAGAGAACCAAUUUCCCAUCUCAUCGGCAGGAACUCGGUCAUCACGGUUACCAAAAGCUCCAUGUGCUACCCCAUCUCCUUCAUAUGCUUCCCAGUACUUCAAUAGACAAAGAAAAAAGGUUGGAAAGACUAUCACUGAGGAUAAAACCAAUGCAAAAACAGAUGAAAAUGUCAAGGCUGCAAGUGUACAAUUACAGGAUGUUGACCACAGAGAAGAGAAAUAUUCACAAACAUUUGUGCCUUAUCUGGUUUGGGUACCUUCAAAGAGGGGUAAAAACAAAAUUGAAGAUUCAGCAAGUGUCAGGUCAACUGAAGUUCCAAAAGUUGCAAUGAAAAACAUCACUGGAAGCAAUCCCGAUUUUGGAUUUCUCUCAACUCCCUUCAACAAGGAAACUGCCUUAAAAUGCUACUCUCGUGCAACACAUACAGUUAGGUCAUCACCGAACAGGCUUCAGCCGAGGCGGCUUCCUCCAAUUUCAAGAGAUGCAUCAGACAGAUCAAGGUCACCAAGACACCAGCCUACCGGGUUGGAGGGUCCAGAUAUACGUCUGACAGGCGAUGGGCUAUUGAAAUCCGAGAAAAGAAUCUUGUCUUUGAAUACACCGCAGAACACCCGCGCGUCUAUAUUCACAAAUGGAAAACUUGAAGAGUGGAAUUCGCGGGAAUCCGCGAGGCACUCGGACAGUGAAGAACGACACAGCCUUUGUAUUGUUGACGAUGACACUAUGAUCAUUCACCACGGAAUGGAGGCAGACAGUUUUAAAAGGGAUUUGUAUCAAACUAAUAGUAAAUUAUUUGCGACAAAUGUCCCAUCAAGGGUCAUGCGGGGCAUUAAAGAUGUCAAGGAGUUCAGGGCUGAACUACCGUUGCCGAGGGUAACUGUACCGAGAGCGAAACUGUCGAAACUCCCAAUCGAUAAUCAUUGUCGAAAUUCGGUACCGAGUCACAAUUUGCCUGAUAUCGAGAUGCAGCCAAUUUACGGUUCAGACAGGACCAUUUCAGACGUCACUUCCAUUGAAAACAGCGUUUCCAGAACGGAAGCAAAAACUUUACCGGACGCAGCUAGUGACGAGGUGCAGUUAUCGGAAGAACAAUAUCAGAAGCUUUUUGAAACUGUCGUGACUGACAAGCGAAAAGGACUGGAGUCUUCAGAAGAGGAGAUAUAUUCUCAUUGGGAAGAGGAAACGUUGCAGGCACCUGCACCAACGCCUUCGAGUCCACAAAAGAGAAUGGAACCAUGUCGGCUCGAUGAUUCGGAUAUUAUUGAAGCAAUCAAAGAAGAGCAGUUGAUUGAAAGCAUACAAGAUUCCGUGAGAGGUACUAAUUUCAACGAAGAUAGUAGGCCACCACUUGAUGAUGCUCCCACGCACGAUGACGCAACUCGGGUCUCGCCUGUCUUAAGCAAAACGAGCUCUGGAGAUUUUCCUAGUGACAAAGAUAUAAUGAGAAAAACAUACGAACAGUAUCGUUCCUUCACGCCUUUCAAAACCCCUGGUGUGAGCUUAAUCGAUGCAAGGUUGGAAAGUAUAAGAGAGGCAAGCAGGGAGCAUACCUAUCUAUCUGAAAGGGAACGGAGCAUUGUAUUGUCUAGAGCAUAUACUGUAUCAAUGAAUUCACGGACAAUCCCAAAUCAUCUUAAGAAGAUGGCGCGCGGAAGGGACGGCAGGAGACUGGACGGAAAGGCAAAAACCUCAAACAACGUGCCUUUGCCGAUGAGAUCAUUUAUAAAGCAGCGAAGGUCGUACGUAGAAAAUGUAUCAGACCUAAAUUUCAAAAAAUUGAAACGAAGUCAACGGAGGAUGAAAUCUGAAUAUCUCUCUUUGACACACGAUCAUUUGGAUGCGCCCUUUUUGGUGAAAAAACUUUCUUUGCAAGACCCAGCAACCAGAAUACACCACGAAAGCAUACCCGGGUAUGAAGUUUAUGAAGCCCUAUUUAGGUCUGAUAGUCGCCAUAAAGACGAGGGCGAACCACUUCCGUUUGUUAUACAAGUACCGAACCCAACACCGGACAAAGAAAGCAUUAAGUCAAAAUCCCUUGUUUCUUUACAUGGUAUUGGGGCAGAUGAUGUUGUUGAGAGCAAUGAAAAGCAUGCCAGCAUUUGUGAUGCCAAGGCAGUCAGUAAGGAUUCAAUGCAAAGCCCAGAAGAUCGCGCAGUCGAUGUGAGUAGCAGUUUGAGUGCAGAAUCUCCCGUGAAGUCAACAAAAUCAGGUCCGAUUGACGCUAUAUCGAAUCUAGAUUUGCCAAAUGAUGAGAGUCAUGUGCUUGAAGAAAUAGAGACGGAGAAAGAUGACGUGGAACAGCACAGUUCAGAACAUAUUAUGUCGAGUAGCGAUUUGGAACGAAAGCCUGGUAUGAUGUCAGAGACCAAGACGAGCCAAGUUUCGUCAGAAAGUGACUCAGAACACAGUUUUCUUGGUUGCAUAAAUCUCCUAUCGGACAUAAAAUCUGAAAUGGAUUUCUCCUUGAAUUUUGAUGAUCAAAAAAGCCAUUCAACUGUAGGCCAUGAAUCGAAACUGGAUGAACCGUUUUCUUAAAGUUUCAACGAAAGUACUUUUCGUGAAUUCUAAUGAUAACAAAACUGGAAAUCUCUACUUUGAUAAUUCUGUUUUAAUGAUAAAUAUGGUAUGAUUGUUUGUAUAUAAAUUUAUGAAUUUUAACAAUUUAAGACAAUCUCACCUAAAAAUCUAGUCUCACCAACCUAUUGAUAAAUCAAGAACAGUUUUGAAAGAAAAGUUCCUUGAAAGGUGAGGCUGAAUAGAACACCUUUAGUGCUAUAUCUACACAUAGCUUAUCUUUAUCAUUUAAUAUGGCUACUACACAAUAUCCUAUAUGUCUUUGAUCUCACAAACAGUAGAUAACACACGCCGGCAUUUUGCAAAAAGUUCGAAUUCUGUCCUGUUUGAAUAAUGGAUUGCAGUGGUGGAAAAAGGUUAGCAUAUUGUUUUCAAAGAGUUGAUGUGGUAAGCUACUUCAGCCUACAUUUGUCAGUCAGUUUAUUAAGAGUUUUUACAAUGUUCGAUUGUUCAGAAGACUUCAGAAAACCAAAUAACUUUGCUCGUUUAUUUAUAACUAGUUUCUUACCCAGCAGAAACUUUUUGUAUCCAAUCAAAAUUUUGUAAUUACUUCUGAACUUUUAUAAACCAUUCAUGUUAGCAAGCUAGUUCAUAAAUGGAAAUCGGGUUGGUUUUAGAAUUAUACAGUCAGCAACUUUUGAUAUGUUACAGGAAAUGGGUUUUGCUUUUAGCGUCAAAAUUUAGAGUCAAAAUCUUUUUAUUCUCAUCUUCGUUACAAUUACAAAAAGUCGGCUUAAAAUGACCUUCAAUUUUCCUGUUGCAUUGCAUUACAUUUAGCUGCUCUGUUCGAAUAUCAUUUAAAUCUAAUAUGAUUUAAUAUUGGAGGGGAAAGAGAACUAAUCCUUAAUAUUGGCCUUUCUUUCUUUUCACAUUCGUUUCCCUCUCCUCUAGCUACUACGAAAUAAGGGGCUAUUACGAAAUUCCUUGCAUUUUUAGAAAAAUUCGAGAAUUUCGAUAUUAUAGAAAAAUUCAUCUUAUCACUGAAUUUUAUAGCUAAAUUGAAGGAAAAUAUAAAUAUUUUUCAGUUUUAGCACAUAAUUUUCCUUUCUAGCAGAUUUCUAGCAUUUUCCAAAUUUCUUCCGAUCGAGUUUAUUUCAUACAAAUCUGCACCUAUUAUAAAACUGAGAAUCCUGGUUACUUUCAACUGUCCCUUUGUUUUCAAGGAAAAAAUGUUUCCUCGCAUAAGGAAAGUCUCCAUCCCUCCCGUCUGUCCGUUCGUCAUCAAAUUGGCCAAAAAAGUUUCAUCCAGCACAUGAAAAAAAUAUAUCUUAACACCUGUUGCUUUUUAACUAUCUCAUUUUAGUACAAAAAGCGUGACUGUUUCAUUUAAUCAGUGCUCAAUAACGUAGUUCGUCUGUAAUUUCACAAUUUCGCCCUGUCCGAUCACAAUCAAAAAUAUGUUCAACAAAAAUAUAAUAAAGGGAAUACUUUAUGAAUAUAUAUUUUCAUGAUACAGCCCUUAGCUUGAUAAAUAUAUACAAAUUCAUAUACUUAAGAUACGACUUUUGUACAUAGAAGUUGAAUAUGGUUGCGACGAUUCGACCAAAACUUUCAUCAGGAUUAUUAAUGUUUGACCUGAAAAUUUAUUAUGCUCGAAAAUUCGCAACAAUAUUCAACUUCCUUGUACAAAGUUUUAUAUUAAUUGUAUUAAAGGCAUUGAGUCAU
Rhopilema esculentum is the source of this 4649-nucleotide messenger RNA. RefSeq lists its product as uncharacterized. The record is from RefSeq and is a predicted model, not a curated record. NCBI's taxonomy places the organism in Eukaryota, Metazoa, Cnidaria, Scyphozoa, Rhizostomeae, Rhizostomatidae.